Molecule: messenger RNA, 1393 nt
Organism: Pelobates fuscus (common spadefoot toad)
Lineage: Eukaryota; Metazoa; Chordata; Amphibia; Anura; Pelobatidae
Gene: SH3GL3
Product: SH3 domain containing GRB2 like 3, endophilin A3
Exons: 10
Coding region: 156-1268 (370 amino acids)
Biological process (GO): endocytosis; synaptic vesicle uncoating
Cellular component (GO): presynapse; glutamatergic synapse; cytoplasm
Molecular function (GO): protein binding
Source: RefSeq, a predicted model, not a curated record
ACGUUCCAUUCUCUGGAAUUGGAAUGGCCUGAGGUUCGCUGCACUGCCCGCUGAGCGCCCCCCCUGGAUCACACUCACUGAGUGCACACUGCCAGCCUCCAGCUGCCAAAGGAGUUAAAGUGCACACUGCUAUAAACCGGGGAACUGAUGAGAGAAUGUCAGUGGCAGGUCUGAAGAAGCAGUUCCACAAAGCCAGCCAGCUGCUAAGUGAAAAAAUUAGUGGAGUAGAAGGAACAAAACUCGACAAUGAUUUUCAAGAGAUGGAAAGAAAAAUUGACAUCACUAAUAAGGUUGUUGCAGAACUACUAUCCAAGACAACAGAAUACCUACAGCCAAACCCAGCAUACAGGGCAAGGCUCGGAAUGUUGAACACAAUGUCAAAAAUCAGAGGACAAGUUAAAAACACAGGAUAUCCUCAGACAGAAGGUCUGCUCGGAGACUGCAUGCUGCGCUAUGGGAGAGAGUUGGGGGAUGAUUCUGAAUUUGGAGGAGCCUUGCUGGAUGUUGGUGAAUGUAUGAAACAAAUGGCAGAGGUGAAAGAUUAUCUAGACAUCAAUGUCAAGCAAAACUUUAUUGAUCCUCUACAGUGUUUACAAGACAAGGACUUAAAAGAAAUUCUGUACCAUUUGAAAAAACUCGAAGGACGCCGCUUGGAUUAUGAUUACAAAAAGAAGCGUCAUGGAAAGAUCCCCGAUGAAGAAGUCAGACAAGCUGUCGAAAAAUUUGAAGAGUCCAAGGAACUUGCAGAAAGGAGUAUGUUCAAUUUUUUAGAAAACGAUAUAGAACAAGUAAGCCAGCUGGCUGUUCUAAUAGAAGCUGCGUUAGACUAUCACAGACAGUGCACUCACAUCCUGGAAGACCUCCACAGCAGGUUGCACAACAGAAUUAAUACCGCAUCUAGUCGCCCUCGCCGGGAACUCCAAUCAAAAUCAAUAAUGUCAACUCUGGAGUGUACGGACAGGCUGCAGCAUAAUGGCCUUUCCUUCAAUACAUCGAUGACGUUAUCAGCCAAAACACGCCCACCUAAGAGCAACAAGAAGGCUACGACCAAACCCUCUAAUUGUUCUAGUGUACAUUUUGACCAACCUUGCUGCAGAGCACUUUACGAUUUUGAACCUGAAAAUGAAGGAGAGCUUGGAUUUAAAGAAGGUGACAUCAUUACUUUAACCAACCAAAUUGAUGAGAACUGGUUUGAAGGUAUGGUCAACGGAGAAUCUGGAUUCUUCCCCAUCAAUUACGUAGAAGUUGUGGUUUCACUCCCUCAGUGAACAGCACAAUGGUUUCAUGAAAUAUGGACUCACAAAACCAUUUUGGAUGUGGCAUUCUAUGAACGCCUUGCUACUUGACUUCCAACUUUUAGUAUCCGUCGUCAUUUUUUAUGUAUUUAUUUUAU